CUGCCCGGGCUGCGGGGGCCGGCGGGCUGGCGUAAAAGCGUGCGCUUCCCCCCGCGCCGAAGGGCAGGUGGCGGCGACCCGCCAUGGAGAAGGCGGCGGCCGCGGAGCUCCGGCAGGGCGCGCUGGUGCCGCUCACCGCCAUCUGCCUGGUGAAUCUCUUUCUGACUGGGAAAACAGAAAGUGCUGUUACCUCAUUAGUUGCUUGCAGUGGAGAACUCGAACAGCACACAGAGAGACGGGGAGUCAUCUAUAGUCCUUCCUGGCCUCGAAACUAUCCUCCAGCAGUAAACUGCAGCUGGUACAUUCAAGGAGAUCGUGGAGACAUGAUAACUAUUAGUUUUAAGAACUUUGAUUUGGAAGAAUCUCAGAAAUGUGCGGUAGAUUGGCUGAUGAUUGGCCCGUCUUCCAAGAGAGAGGAGUACAAAGUGUGUGGAUCUUCCAUACCUCCAUCUUUCAUCUCUGCAAGGGAUCACGUUUGGAUAUUUUUUCACUCAGAUGCAUCAAGCUCAGGACAGUCUCAGGGAUUUCGCCUUUCUUAUAUUAGAGGAAAGAUUGGUCAGGCUGCAUGCCAGUCGGAUGAAUUCCAUUGUGCAAAUGGGAAGUGUAUUCCCAGUACUUGGAAAUGUAAUUCCAUGGAUGAGUGCGGGGAUAACUCAGAUGAGAGAAACUGCACUGUCCCUCCAACAGAGCCUCCAUCCAGCAUCUGUCCCUCAGGAACGUUCCAGUGCAGCGUAGCCCGCUCCACCAAGUGCUUGAUGAACGAGCUGAGGUGUAACUCAGUUAAAGACUGCAGUGAUGGUUCAGACGAAGAUAAUUGUCCUGAUCUUUCCUGUGGCAAAAAGCUGGGUAAUUUUUAUGGAUCUUUUGCUUCCCCAGAUUUAUUCCGUGCUGAUCACAGCAAAUCAGACCUUCGUUGCACAUGGUACGUGGAUACACAAGAUAACCGACAUGUUCUGUUGCAGCUUGAUUUGCAGUUAGGCUACAAUGACUACGUGAAGGUGUAUGAUGGCAUUGAAGAGAGAGGCGAUAAAUUGCUGCAAACAUUUUCAUUUCACAACAAUAGGCAUCCAGUGAGUGUGGAGUCAUCAAAGGGCCAGCUCACUGUCUCAUAUCAUGCUCGCUCAAAGAGCACUGGCCAUGGGUUCAAUGCAACCUACCAGGUGAAAGGCUAUUGCCUUCCUUGGGAACACCCCUGUGGAAGUGAUGAGGAGUGUUUCACAGAUAAGCAACAUUGUGAUGGCUGGUGGCACUGUCCAAAUGGCAAGGAUGAGGAGAACUGUCCAGCUUGUCAGAAGAAUGAAUAUCCAUGUGAAGGAAACAGUGGGCUUUGCUACUCAAUACUGGACCGCUGUAAUAACCAAAAGAACUGCCCAGAUGGCUCAGAUGAAAAAAACUGCUUUACUUGCCAGCCAGGGAACUUCCAUUGUGGCACAAAUCUGUGCAUCUUUGAGACUUGGCGCUGUGAUGGCCAAGAAGACUGCCAAGAUGGAAGCGAUGAACACAACUGCCUGGUGAUUGUUCCCAGGAAGGUCAUCACGGCUGCUCUGAUCGGGAGUCUCGUGUGUGGCCUGCUGCUGGUGAUAGCGCUGGGUUGUGCAUUUAAAUUAUAUUCUCUAAGGACCAGAGAAUACAGAGCAUUUGAGACCCAGAUGACACGACUUGAGGCAGAGUUUGUGCGGCGAGAAGCUCCACCUUCCUAUGGGCAGCUGAUUGCACAAGGACUGAUCCCCCCAGUCGAAGACUUCCCUGUGUACAAUGCAUCACAAGCCUCCGUGCUGCAGAACAUCCGAACAGCCAUGAGGAGGCAGAUGAGACGUCACUCGUCACGACGAAGCUCGUCUCGGCGGCGCCUUGGCCGACUCUGGAACAGACUCUUCCACAGACCUCGGGUGAGAGGACAGAUCCCGCUCCUGACGCCUGCCCGCACUUCGCAGACAACGUUGGGUGAUGGAAUCAUCAACCAUGCUGAUGGGACUACUGGGAGUCCUGUGCCUUCACCUGAAGGACCUAGUGUAGAGGCGGAUGCCCAUGCCAGUGGCCUACAAGAAGCUGGAUGUAGCAGCUUGCAGCCAGAGACUGAAAUCACAGAGCCAUCACCUUCGAAUGUCUUAGAGAACACUUGCACAGCUGCGCAAGCAGAGCCUGAGUCUGGACGUGCUGAUAAAUCCUUAGGUGCUGAGACCUCAGGCAGUGAGCUCAAGCAGCCCAGUAAAGUGGAUUCAGGAAAGGCUUUCAGAGAUCCUUUGUCUGAAAGAGUCACAGAAACGAUCCAUGGAGGGUCAGCAUCCAGGAGGACUGUCCCAGAGGGCAGUAAUUUAAGUAGAAGUCAUUUGCCGAGUGAAGAGCCAUGUAGGUUGCCCUUAAAAAAGUGGGAGUCUGCUUAUUCAGACAGCCCUGUGAAUGUUCAUAUACAAGUGGAUGGACAAAACCGGUGUUGCCCUAACUCUCAUCGGGAGGAGCCUUUGGGUAUUCAUGCGGCUUGUUGCCAUUCUGUGGAAGUGCCAACAUUAGAGUCCUCUGCUCCCCUCUCUGAAAUCAAUACAAGUGAUGAUGAGUCUUUACUUGUUUGCUAGUAGAAGCUUUUGUUUUGACCCUGUAAAUUUUGUAACUUCAUUGUUUAUAUGACCGUGCACUUUGAUUUCAGGUGGUUUGUGCUCUCAGCUUUGUCCAUCAAAACGAGUGUGCUUUACUCCCCAGGGAGUCCAGUGCAGGACUAAAUGGGACAAGUUUUUCUUUGUUGCUAUUCCUGAAACUCCAGUAUGGCAGAAGUAGGCCAGUACGUGAUGUCAGGGGCUAGGAGAGCAAGAAUGUGUCACUGUAGUUGGGAGGCAUCUCCGCUGUUUAUUUCUUCUGUGCUUUAUUUACUUUGCAUUCAGGGAAUUUGUAUUUCUUUACUUUUCAAGUGGUCUUAUGGAAAUUAACGCUGUUGGAACUUGGGGCAGGCACCAGUUGUGACUGUGAGUACCAGUCUAGAAAUAACAUUGUCCUUUUAGGCGUCGUUAUUUAACUAAAAUUUAAUAACUAAAUAUCAUUAAAAAAUUGUGGGAGGAAAUAAAAUCCUUUGUAGUUCCCUAUUUCUAGAAGUUCCUUGCUUCCUUUGCUCCCUUCAGAAAUGUUUUGAUGGCCAUAUAGAUCUUGAAACAUCCACUAGAACCAAAGUUUCUGUAUAGAGUAUUCAGAAUAUUCCUGUCUGCUGUGGCUUUGUAGUAAGAGAUCAGCAGUGUUCAGUACAGAUGAAAUGCGUUGGACCUCAUUUGCAACAAUAUUUUUUAUGUUGUCAUAUGUUACUCUUUUCAAAGAGACAGUGCAGAGGCUGAAGAAUCGCUUGCUGUCUUCCUACCCUUUUUCCUCUCCUCCCUUCUGAUUUCAGGGACUUUUAUGAUUAUCCCACUCUGGUUGUGCUCUGAAGGUUUCUGAGGCUUCACAGCUGGCUGCGAUAGGAAGCACUGAGCACUUGGUAACUGUCAGGACUGGACUCUUUAUUUUGUAAUAAGAUCUACUUCACAAGUUUCGUUAUAAAUCUGCUACCUAGGUGCAGUUUUUUGAAACUUUUUUUUUCUAGAAAAUUUUAGGGGUUUGCUUUUACUUUCUGUUAAGGACUGAAGUAGGACAGUGCCAGUUUCAAAGCUGACACAGUGUGACUUGUAUACUGCUUUAAACUGGUGCUUUUUUUUUUUUUAGAGUGCAAUUAGAAGCAAGCAAGUUAUUUACCUGGAAGAAGGGUGAUAUUGCUUAAGCAGGAGUGACCUGGUGCAGAAUCACAGCUGGUUAUGGUCUAAUAGUUUGGCCCUGCUACGAUGGAUGGGAUGGUGCCAUGAACCAGCAUGGGCUGGGCUCCCCCAUGCCCUUUUAGGAGCUCUGCUUCAGUCCUCUGGUGAGGCAGUAACAAACUAAAAUGCUACAUCCAGAAAUUAACAAAGAAGUUAUCUCAGCUGCUCGUCUGUAAGUAUCCAAGUGCUCUUUAAUGCUGUAGGAAUUCAAGUUGCCUGAAAUUAUUAAUGGUGACUUGAGCUUGUAAAGCUGGGGUGGACUUGGGUGUCUGUAGAAGUGGGGUGUGCUGUCUGCAGCCCCUCCUGGCUGCAAAGGCACCCAGGCUUUUGCAGUGAACAGUUUACAUUGAAGAAUCAGCGAUGUUUUUAAAUGGAUUGUAUGUGCCCUGAAUCUUUGGCUAGGACUCCCAUUGGGAGUGCUUUAAAAAAAAUGAGGAGUAAGAACUUUGGCUUUACUGAAAUAUAAUGUGAGAGAAUGACUUCAAAAUUUCUUUUUUGUCUUCAGUUGCAAAUUGGUUUCAUAGUGUGUUUUCCAGAGGCAGAAGGUUCAAAGUCUAUAAGAGCAUAGGAAGGAUUGUAGCAAAAUGCAUAAUGAGGAAGAGUCAUGGUUGCAUUAAGUAAGUACUAUUCAUGCAUUUCUUUCCAAGUGCUUUUGUGAUCAGAAUUCAUUUCAUCAAAGGAAAUGAAGCUUUGAAAGAGAUAUUAAUUUCAUAGCUUUUAUAAACAUUUUAGGUACAUUCCACCUUGGCCAUGUACUGUAGUCAUCACGCUUGUUUGCAUCGAAGGCUGCAGGUUUUAAUGUUGUCUUUUUUUCCUAAUGGUAAUUUUAAAUACUUAAAAGUUUUAUUUGUAGAACAGCAAAGUUAAUGGGGAGGAGGAUUGUUUCAGGGUUAAUAUUGUGAUGAUAUGAAAGACCUUCAGAAUAAGUGUAUAUUUAACUAUCUUACAGAAAUGUAUUACUAUAGGAAAAAUAAUUUUGAUCAUACUAUGCCUUAAAUUAUCAUCACUGUAAGGCUCUUGAAGUUGAAAUAUGUUGAAAUGUUAGAGUUGAAUAUAUACUUCAAAUUACUGCUGUAUUCUGGGAACAGCCCUGAACUGUAUUUUCUUUUAAGAUGUGUAACUUAGCAUAAUUUCUUACAUAUAUGAUGCAUAUUUUGUGUACUGAUCCAUUUGGUAACUCAGCAGAAAUUUCAGCAAGAAGGUUUUAUAUUUAGAAACUGACAAAAAUCCAGGUUAAUGAAAAUUUGAUGCUUGAAGUGUACAGAAAUAUUCACAGCCAUCACUGCUGGAAUUUACAGCCUUGCAUAAAUGAGACAUACAAGCCUGGUGCUUUUGUAAACACCUAUGUUUUGUAUUCUGCAAUAGAGUAUUCUCUCCUAGCUCCCCUAGUCCAUUCCUUGGAGAAAAGAGUCAGUUUUGCAGAAGAAACCUGUACAUGUGUGCUGUGGGCACAAACACAUUGUGUUGAAAUGUCGAUAUGUGAAGGAAACCUCAGAGUCUGCCGUAGUAUAUGUCUGCCCCUCGUUUCUCCACCACUUAUAAGCAUUAAGCAGAGAAUCAUCUGUCACUGAAGUUCACCCAGCUUCUGUUCCAUGCAAGCUGCCUCCUUAUAUUCACAACUUACUGAAAAAAAAUAAUGGAAAACUGCUACUAUGCCAGAAGUGUUAACAGGAAAAUCUCAUUCUUUGCUCACUGGAAAAUACAGUCACACUUCAAUGACUAUAUAACCUAAUGAGCUAAUAAAUUUAUCUUUUGAAAUUUUUUGUAAUAAUGCUUUUCUGCAUUGUUUAAAUAUUUUCACAGGAGGGAAAAAGUAUUUAAGAUUUAAAAAAAAACAACAACAAAAAAAAAAAACGCCAGAAAGCCCUACAAAACUCCAACCUCCCUAAAAAAAAAUAGCUUCCUAAAAAUAACUCUAAAUAGAGAGGACUACUUAAGCCUUUCCCUGAUCUAAGAAGAAGGAAAGCUUACAGGCAGUGCAAUGGCAAAAGUGCUCUCUUACUCUGUUAUUGCUAUUAAAACAUGGGGUGUAUUUCUAUUUGAAAUUGCAGCACUUUCCAGCUUGUGUAUGACUCUGUAACAUCCCUUAAAUGUACUUGUUUUCUAUUCUAUGCCUUUUUUGUGUGUGUGUGUUGUAUAUAUCCACUGAAAUACAUUUUGCCAUAAUGAAUGUACAGAUGUAUGGUUCAGGUAUGGCAUCGUGGUUACCAGUGUUUGCUGGUUCCUGGACAAUGAUACUAUACAAGUAAGAUGCUGGGCAUCAUCAUACUUUGCUCUUGCUUCAAUCUCUUAAUUUUUAAUAAAAUUGAAUGUGUCCAGAGACUGUGGAUUUCUGACUGUCACUUGAGGGUGCCAUUCUGUAAGCACUACCCACUGCUGACUCCAUAUGUUAAGUUGGUUAUGAUCCUUCAGUGUGAAGAUCUGAAGGUGGUGUGUGGUUUUGUUUUUUUUUUUUUUCCCCUAGCUGCAAGCUUUUUGCUGGUAUCUGAAGCUGCAGAUGUGCAUCAUUUUUUCUGGAAAGUACACAUGAAAUCUUGCCAAUAGCUAUUUCCUGUUGUAUACAGAUGUCUUUAAAAGACACAUACGUAUACCCCAAAUAACAAAACAUAGCCAUGGAGUAUAUGAUUCUUUAUGACUCUGUUACAGAGAAAAAACAGACAAAAAACCUUGUUCCUAAAAUAUGGCACCUCUCUACCAAUUGCUGGGGGCUGUGCUUGUUUUGCUGAUGCUUCCUCUCUCUGGUGUUUGCUUAUCUCUUUGGAGGGAACCGUUGGCUCUAUUCUGUGUUGGGUUUGUUUUUUUUUUUUCAGUAGAAGGCAGAGGCUGAGUUCUUUUGUGUUCGCAGAGGUUUGCUCUACAAGCUUGGAAAUAUUUAUCUGUGUAGUAGGGAAUUGGACAGACUUCAUGAUCACCAGAAUUUAUCCAUAACCAUGAAAGAUAGAAGGGCACGGCUUGAUACAGAGGGCUAAUUCCGCCUCACCUCAUAGAAAGGGUGAUUGCUUUGCUUCACUGUGAAGUGCCAAUUCAGCUUCGAUAACAGCAACACAGGCAGUAAUACUACAACCCUAAUAUUGAUGUAAAUGAACAGAGCCCAUAAAAGGGAAGUGGAAUAAUAAAUGAUACCUGUGCACUUGCAGCAGUGUUUGCUGACAGCCUGUGUAGCACAACAGAUGUGUCUUGUGACAAACCAAGGAGCUGGCUUGAAAACUUUUAAGUAAUUUAUGCAUUUCUUUUAACAGAUUUUUGAGAGAAGAAUUGCUUUUGCUUAUUUAAGAACAGGAAGCAUCUUUUCAUCUCCAAAUCAGGUGGUAGGAUCUAGAUGAAGCCUAUCUAUCCAUGACCCAAACUUUCCAGGUAGCGCACCUCAUCUCACGUCUCUUUGUUAGUCUGUUAGCAUAUUGUUAAAUAAGCCACCUUAAAUAAGACACCUUCUCAUUUCAGAUUCUGCCUCUUGUGUUCUUGGCUACAGGAAUUAAAUGGUCUUCAGGGCUGGACUGACUGGUGGAAGUUUCCUUUUUUUGCAGUUCAUACAUUUCCUGCUUCGUUGUUCCUUCCAGAUUUUCUUCUUGUCUCUUACCUGAGAUCUUUAAGACAUUGAUUUUUGAUCUCUAAUAAAAACAAUGUCUCUUGCCUGCUUUCAAAUCUUUUUCCUUGGAUUUUCCGUUUUCAUUUGUCCAAGUGCAGAAGUUUCUUGCAUAGUUGAAGUGAGAGCACCAGUGAGAAGUGUUGAGGAAUGAGAAGUUUUAGAAUGAAACAAAAGGUGCUUUGCUUUUAGUAACAGGAAACAGUUGCUGCUCCACACACGGGCCUGCUCCCAAGCAAGAAGCCAAAGCAGUCAGAACUCUGAAGAUUUAGGAAAAGACAAAUUCCAAGCAAGGCUUACCCUUGACUCUUUUUUUUUUUUUAAUGAAGCUUUCAUUUAUAACACAUACUCAAGAAACAUUUAGAUACAGCAUUGAGAGACAUGGUUUAGUGGGGUUAUUGGUGGUAGGUGGAUGGUUGGACUAGGUGAUCUUGUAGGUCUUUUCCAACCUAGCUAAUUCUAUGAUUCUGUGAUUCAGCAGCUCAGUAAUUUCUGUCUUGUCAUUCAUUUGUCUCUCAAAAGAGCCAAAAAGAAAGUGUAUUUUGUUUCCACGGUUUCCAGAAUUUGCAAAUUAGAGAAUGAAAAAUGAGAAAAUCUUUCCUGAAGACCUGAAAACUGUGUGGGACAGCAUAUCAUUGAGCUUGGCUAAUGAAAGCUUGUUUGUGUCUCUUUCAAUACAUACUUGUAAAAUUACUUCUAAUUAAUAUGCUUGUGUAUGGAAUGUUAAAUACACAGUGACUCACGAAUCCUUUCUGAGUUGGGUAAAAGCUCUGAACUGAUAUGAGUGUUCUCACUUGACCCUGCUGAGUUCAAGGUCUUUUGCUUUAUGUACUUGUGUCAACUGAAAACAACCAAUUCCUGUACCAAGGUCAUGAAAACAUUUCAGAGCAGUGGGGCCUGCAGCAGCAGCUGUGCUGCGCAGCUCUGCCUCAUUAGCCCUGUGCUUUCCUGCCUCUGCCCCCGCAGCUCCUGUUGCCUAUUGGAUGCCAUCUUACUUGGGAGGUGGACUGUUUUCCCAUUUUUGUGUGCACGGUGUGGUGCGAUGACAAUGUGAUCUGCAAUAAUCAUACAGUGAUAAUGCAAUAAGAGCAAUCCAAUAUAACUCUUACUGGCUUCAGUCUCAAAAGCUAACUUAAAGGUGAUACUUUUCUAAGUAUUUGCAUUAGCUCUAUUACCACUGCAAAAUUCAUGGAAUGGUAUUGCCAGCACUAAAAGAAUGAACAGCAGAGUAUUUUUCUGCAUUAUAGCCUCUAAUAAUUUGUGUGUGUAUACAGCUACGUAAAUAUGAUUGUAUAUAAAAUACAGGUUUGUGUAGAAAUGGAUUGAUUUUAAAGCUUUGUUUAAACUCAUUUUAACACCACUGUUCCUAUCAGUGUUAUUCAGUUAAGGUGGUGCCAGUUUGUUUUGUAUGGAGAUGACUGUAAAAUUGUAUGAAUUGGUUCCAGAGAACGACCUGGAUAAGGUGCAGCUGAGGUGCAGAUGUCCAUUGCUCUGUUUUCUUUGGGAGUUUCUUUUUUAGAGCAGAAAAGCUAAUGCACAGGUUAUCAUGAUUUACGUGUCAAUAAAAGGAAGUUCAAAGUGCUGCAGGAAACAAAAAUCAGCAAGAGUUGUAUCACUACAGCAAAUGCUUCAAAAUUAAAAAAUGUUUCUUUUGGAAAGGA
Molecule: messenger RNA, 9014 nt
Organism: Numida meleagris (helmeted guineafowl)
Lineage: Eukaryota; Metazoa; Chordata; Aves; Galliformes; Numididae
Gene: LRP3
Product: LDL receptor related protein 3
Exons: 7
Coding region: 84-2573 (829 amino acids)
Cellular component (GO): plasma membrane
Molecular function (GO): protein binding
Source: RefSeq, a predicted model, not a curated record